AUGGAGCCAUUAGAUCAAGCACAGAGUGAUCUUAUUCCCGGUGCACGCGCUGAGGAAGCACGUACACAAAUUAUUGAUGGCUACGACAUCUACCUGAAAGCUCUCCUCGUUGCAAAUUGUCCUAGGCUUCGAGACGUCAAGUUUGUCAUGACGGCGCGGGAUGGGACGGUAUCGAGGUCAUGUCUCGACUGGCUUCAAACUUUUAUCAACGACUCUCACAACAAGAAAACUUCUUGGGGACCUGGCCUCAAAAAUCUUCGUUCAGUCGCUGUUGGUCUGCCCACCGGAACUUGGAUGGAUGCGGCCUAUCAUCCCAAUACCUGGCCUUGCAACACAGGAUUUCUUGUUCAGUUCCUCCGUCUCCCAAACCUCGAAAAGAUAUACUUUAGAGAUUGCGUAGGUGAUUUCCAAGACAGGACGCCCUGGAGGAACCUUCUACCUGCUGGAACCUCCCCUGUCAAACAUCUCUUCCUGGACAGUUGUGGGGAAUUUGGGCAAGAAUUCCUCACUGCUCUUACUGCCGUCCCAUCAGGACUCAUCACAGCCUGUUUCCGCGCCGGCGAGGCUCCUCGACUCGAAGACGCGGACGAACUCGUUCGCAAUCUCGGCACCUACCAAGGGAACACCCUGGAAAGUCUGAUGUUCUAUGACUAUCAUGACAAUCCCCAUAAGAUCCACGGCGACCGCUGCGCAGCCUUCCGCCCAGAAGAACUCAGCAACAUGAGGAAAUUAAAGCACCUCUGCAUGGACAUCCAAGACAUUGAGCUCGAGGCCUGCUACCAGAGAGACGACAGCGCAGAAGAUUGGGAGAGCGACGGAGCGUAUCUGGAACGCUGCUUCCUGGAGAGCGUAUGUAACUACGAAGCCCUAGUUCUGUGGGGAUCGCUCGGCGGAUCUCACAUCAAAUGGGAACCGAACGAGGAACAGGGCUUUGAAGAUGCCAUUAUCUCUCUGAUCGGAGGACGACCUAGACGAAAAGAUACUCACACAAAUGAGAGAAAUCGCAAGUAUAAUACACUGUCUCUGUUUGGAGUCCCAGGGUCCGGAAUCGGAGCGACGAAAGCUGUGUAUCUGGAGAACGUGGAGAAAAGCAGUGGGCCCAUUACUACUUUUAGUCCUGGGCGCGGAGGAGAACCCUCGCCGAACGAAAAGAGCAAGGUCUGGUUCCGUCGCGCGAUCGAAGUAGCGAGGAAGAGGGGCAGGGAUCUGCAUACGCUCACGAAUCGCACCAAGCCGCGCCAUCAGAUUGAGUUUCCUGAGGCGCCUGAUAAGUACGACCUCAAGAGCGGUCCGUGGGGUGAGAGACCAGCAGAUUGGGUCUUCAAUGUGUAUACGGGUCGUAGGGAGCCCAAAGGCUGUGGCAAGUGUGGGAACUGCGAUGUUUGCUUUGGGUAUUACAGUAAGGAAAUGUGGGAUGGGCUGGACAAGGAGCUGAGAAGAGUGAGGUAUGAUGGGAGAGAUGAGAGUUAG
Messenger RNA from Alternaria novae-zelandiae, 1470 nucleotides. RefSeq lists its product as uncharacterized. Bases 1 to 1470 code for a protein of 489 amino acids. Lineage: Eukaryota; Fungi; Ascomycota; Dothideomycetes; Pleosporales; Pleosporaceae. The record is from RefSeq and is a predicted model, not a curated record. The transcript has a single exon.